Molecule: messenger RNA, 2417 nt
Organism: Myotis daubentonii (Daubenton's bat)
Lineage: Eukaryota; Metazoa; Chordata; Mammalia; Chiroptera; Vespertilionidae
Gene: HNRNPH1
Product: heterogeneous nuclear ribonucleoprotein H1
Molecular function (GO): RNA binding
Source: RefSeq, a predicted model, not a curated record
CAGUGGCCCCUGAGGAUGCCGGUUUUGCGAGGAUUGCUUGCCCCAGGUCCCUGUAGAGCCUGGGGUGGGAUGGGGGGAUCCUUCUCAAGGUACGGGCUGCCGCCAGGGCCGCUGGGGCCUGCAGGCCGCGCCGACUCUAUUGUGUGAGAUGUCGGAGGAGGCGGAGCGGAAGCGCGGCCGCCAUUUCCUUGCCUCCACGCUGGCGCCAGGCCGGGCCCCCUGCGGCUUGGUCCUCGGUCUGCCUCGGCGCCAGGAUCCACUGAGAGACGAUGAUGUUGGGUACCGAAGGCGGAGAGGGCUUCGUGGUGAAGGUCCGCGGCUUGCCCUGGUCUUGCUCGGCGGACGAAGUGCAGCGUUUUUUUUCUGACUGCAAAAUACAAAAUGGGGCUCAAGGUAUACGUUUCAUCUACACCAGAGAAGGCAGACCGAGUGGCGAGGCUUUUGUUGAACUUGAAUCAGAAGAUGAAGUCAAAUUGGCCCUGAAAAAAGACAGAGAAACUAUGGGACACAGAUAUGUUGAAGUAUUCAAGUCAAACAACGUUGAAAUGGAUUGGGUGUUGAAGCAUACUGGUCCAAAUAGUCCUGACACGGCCAAUGAUGGCUUUGUACGGCUUAGAGGACUCCCCUUUGGAUGUAGCAAGGAAGAAAUUGUUCAGUUCUUCUCAGGGUUGGAAAUCGUGCCAAAUGGGAUAACAUUGCCGGUGGACUUCCAGGGGAGGAGUACGGGGGAGGCCUUCGUGCAGUUUGCUUCACAGGAAAUAGCUGAAAAGGCUCUAAAGAAACACAAGGAAAGAAUAGGGCACAGGUAUAUCGAAAUUUUUAAGAGCAGUCGAGCAGAAGUCAGAACUCACUAUGACCCACCUCGAAAGCUUAUGGCCAUGCAGCGUCCAGGUCCCUAUGACAGACCUGGGGCCGGCAGAGGGUAUAACAGCAUUGGCAGGGGAGCUGGCUUUGAAAGGAUGAGGCGUGGAGCUUACGGUGGAGGUUAUGGAGGCUAUGAUGAUUAUAAUGGCUAUAAUGAUGGCUAUGGUUUUGGGUCAGAUAGAUUUGGAAGAGACCUCAAUUACUGUUUUUCAGGAAUGUCUGACCACAGAUAUGGGGAUGGUGGCUCUACUUUCCAGAGCACAACUGGACACUGCGUACACAUGCGGGGAUUACCUUACAGAGCUACGGAGAAUGACAUUUAUAAUUUUUUUUCACCGCUCAACCCUGUGAGAGUACAUAUUGAAAUUGGUCCUGAUGGCAGAGUAACUGGUGAAGCAGAUGUUGAGUUUGCAACUCAUGAAGAUGCUGUGGCAGCUAUGUCGAAAGACAAAGCAAAUAUGCAACACAGAUAUGUAGAACUCUUCUUGAAUUCUACAGCAGGAGCAAGCGGUGGUGCUUACGGUAGCCAAAUGCUAGGAGGCAUGGGUUUGUGUAAAUAUCGCUUUAGUGUCUUUUUUUUAAAGCUAACCUUGUAUGCCUUUUCUCUCAUUUCAGAACACAGAUAUGUAGAACUCUUCUUGAAUUCUACAGCAGGAGCAAGCGGUGGUGCUUAUGGUAGCCAAAUGAUGGGAGGCAUGGGCUUGUCAAACCAGUCCAGUUAUGGUGGCCCAACCAGCCAGCAGCUGAGUGGUGGUUAUGGAGGUGGCUAUGGCGGCCAGAGCAGCAUGAGUGGAUAUGGCAGCCAAGGAGCGGUGAACAGCAGCUACUACAGUAGUGGAAGCCGUGCAUCUGUGGGAGUGAACGGAAUGGGAGGGGUGUCUAGCAUGUCUAGUAUGAGUGGUGGAUGGGGAAUGUAAUUGAUCCUUAUCACUGACUCUGGGUCAACAUUAAAGAAGAAAAAACAAACAAAACUUAACAGUUUUGCAAUACCAGCUUGUGAUUUAUGCUUACUCUAAGUGGAAAUCAGGAUUGAAUUAAAGACUUAAAGGUUCAUUAUUUUUGAACACAAAUAUUCAUCUAGGAUGUAACAACUAAGUUGAGUAAACUAUAACUGUUAAACAAUUUUUAGCUUUUCUCAAGUUAGUUCUAUUGUAGGAUGUACUUAAGCAGUAAGUAUAUUUAGGUUAAAGAAGUUGAAUUAUGUUAAAUGUUGCUCUUACAUCACAUCACAUCGAACACUUCAUGGAAGCAUGUUGAAAAAACAUGCUUUUUUGUAAAAAUAUAGGAGCUGUGUCUACAAUUAAAAGUGAAACAUUUGGCAUGUUUGUUAAUUCUAGUUUCAUUUAAUAACUUCCAAGGCAUGUAAGUUGAAGCUUUUUUUAAGUUAAUGGGAAAAUUUUGAGACGCAAUACCAAUACUUUAGGAUUUUGGUCUUGGUGUUUGUAUGAAAUUCCGAGGCCUUGAUUUAAAUCUUUCAUUGUAUUGUGAUUUCCUUUUAGGUGUAUUGCGCUAAGUGAAACUUGUCAAAAUAAAUUUUCCUUUUAAAAACUGCA